Aureobasidium musti is the source of this 492-nucleotide messenger RNA. NCBI's taxonomy places the organism in Eukaryota, Fungi, Ascomycota, Dothideomycetes, Dothideales, Saccotheciaceae. The record is from the annotation of a GenBank genome assembly.
AUGUCCAAUCUUCCUUCCGUUUCCUCCUUACCAUCGCUAUCCGCUGAGAAGAGAGCAAGUGUCCUUGACCUGCUCUUCGAGCCCAGCGUUCCUCUGCACACACUGUCCGUAGAGCUGUUGCGUAACCAGACAUUCGCAUCGUACAACGAUCUCAUUGCAGCUGUUGGUGUACAGCUGACGGAAUUAUCUGAGUCAUCUUCCGCCAGUGAUACCAAGUGGCUGGAGAGUAUCUUGGGAUCACAUCCUAGACUCGGUGCAAAGAAAGUCGAGAGCGCACAGAGUCAGGCCGAGCAAGCACAACUCAACACCGGCGGUGAAGAAGAAGCUCAGAAGCUACGCGAACUGAACGAAGAAUAUGAAAAGACAUAUCCUGGACUGAGAUAUGUUGUCUUUGUCAACGGUCGCAGCAGGCCAGUCAUCAUGGAGGACAUGAAGCGCAGAAUCGCUGCUGGAGAUAUCGUGGCGGAGCGAGCAGCCGCAAUCAAGGCAUGA